Messenger RNA from Salpingoeca rosetta, 1290 nucleotides. RefSeq lists its product as uncharacterized. The transcript is spliced from 8 exons. The record is from RefSeq and is a predicted model, not a curated record. Bases 1 to 1290 code for a protein of 429 amino acids. Lineage: Eukaryota; Choanoflagellata; Craspedida; Salpingoecidae.
AUGACGGUGUGCCGUAGAUGGUAUGAAGCUGCCCAGUCCUCGCAAGUCUGGCGCGCGCAAUGUGACCUCUUCUGGAAAGACAAAGUGUACAUUGCGAGGCACAUCCGGGUGAUGCGAGACAGGGGGCCCUCGUACAGGGCGCUUCGCCUCUCCUUUGAAGAUGUCGAGCGAAAGGAAAUCACAAAGGACGAAAUCACCACAUUCGACUGGUGCUUUCGGUUCAAGGCAGCGUCUGGGCAGCACUGGCUAGAUCUCGACCCGUGGUGGUCUGGCGGUGAUUCGCGCGUCAUCCGUCUCAACGAGGACGGUAUUGUCACAGGGUUUGAGCUGGCCAACUUCAUGUGGAACUUCUGCGAAUCUCUAAACCCGCCGCCCGGGUUUGGUCGCGUCGGCGCACGCAUUCACGUCUUCCCCAUGCUCCACUUUUACCGGGAUCCCGUCACGUGGGGGUGGGUUGCCGAGAGCGCAUGGACGCAGCUCACGUCGUUCCGUAUGCCGCGCAGGGGCCUGUGCCCACGCCUGGAGCGCGACACCGUCACCGUCCAGAUGCAGGCUGACCAGAUUGUGGCGUACAACCACGGCUUGGACUGGUGCAAUCUGACAGCAGAGCAGAGGAGGAUGGUGGAAGCGGAGGUGCAGCGGGCGGGCGAGGCAGGUGACGGGGAGCACGCGUUUGAGAUUGACGAGGGCCUUGAUGAUGACGACGACGACGACAACGACGAUGGUGAUGAUGAUGAUGAUGAUGAAGGAGGAGGAGGUGAUGAUGAUGAUGAUGAUGAUGAUGAUGAUGAUGAUGAUGAUGAUGACGACGAUGAUGACGAUCAUGAUAAACACGGCAACGAGGACGCAUGUUACCGCCUCGACGACGGAAAUGAAGGUGAACUUGCUGUUGGCGAUAGUGGUGGCCCACAUGGCAGUGCUCAGUCGAGCAGACGAUCACAUCUCCGUCGUGUGGAUCGACUUCAGGACGGGGCGGUGGGUGCAGGGACGAAUGGUGCCGUGCCGCAAGGUGCAGUACAGGCGGGGCCAGAGAGGCAGGGCCAGAGUCCACGACACCAGCAACAGGCACAGCAGCCGGAUGAGCCACAACAACAUCAACGAGCACAGUCGCUUGAGCAACAGCGAUGGCGUGCACACAGCCCAACAUGCCUUCACUGCCCAUCAUGUGUCGCUAUCGUCGCUAUUAACGGCACCUCCUCGCCCGGCCCGCUCGCCGCCGCCACAUCCACGGAAGCGCGCAGCACUGCUAGAGACAAGGCAUCACGGGCAGGCGAACCACACGCGUGCUGA